GAAUACCUCAUUUAGCAAAAUCAAUGGUGUCUGUGAAGAAGGAAGUUUCAGCAUUCAAAGUGGGUAGAAUUUCCUGAAGGAACGACAUUGAAACCAUUUGUAAGAAAGGUGUCAUAACAAUCAGCCUGUAAAAAGACAGCGUAGGAAUAAAAGAACCGAGGGGGCAGAACUAAGUAUUGUCAAUUCAUUAUUGCUUUCAAGUUUGGAGAUUCCUGUCACUGCAGAAAAUGAAAUAAUGAUGAGCAGGAAAACCAGCAUAUCACAAAUGAUUAUCAAAGGAGCCGCUUACAAAAUCAAGAGAUUCUUUCACAAAACAUUCAGAAAUUUCAGAUCCUUUAUAUCUAAAGAGUAUGAAAAGCUACCUAAGACUCCUACACCAAAACCCAUCUUUUCUGUCAGCAACAAGAUCAAUUCAAGUUUACAGGACCUGGACAACUUCUACCAAGGUUUCUGUGAACAUUGGGAUUCCAUGGACGAAGUGAAGAAGAUAAAUAAACACUUACCACCAAAAGUGCAGAGAAAAGCAGAUGAGCAAUGCAGUAAAAGCUCCAUGAGUACAGCAGAUUGCAGUGGAUUAGAUGACUUAUAUGAAGACAUUGAGACAAGAAGUAAGAUAGGAAGAAAACAGGGAAAGAAUUCUGACCUGUCUGUACAUGCUCUUUCUCAAAAGAUGAAAGAAUUGGAGAUGAUGGAUGUGAAGGACAUGGAUCAAGUUCUGGAUGUAGAGGAGGUCCUCCAUUACUACUCCCGUCUCACCUGCCCUGCUUAUGUAGAAAUUGUUGACAAGUUUUUCAUGGAUAUAUAUGCAGAACUCAAUGUGCCGGAGCAAUCCAGGAGGGGCAAGAGUUUAGUGAGGAAACUGAGUUCAUCCAGUGUUCCAACGGCAAGUCUUGACUCACUAAAGCUAUAGGCAUAUCGAGUUAAGACACUCAUUUUAUGUGUAUGUGAAUGGGUGUAAGCCCAUUUGUGAUUUUUAAAUUUCUUCACUGUAUUCUCUUUGUUUUCUAAUUGCCUGCACUUUCACCAAUAAUAGUGAUAUCUAGUAUGAAGCUCUGAUGAGUCCAUA
Andrographis paniculata is the source of this 1066-nucleotide messenger RNA. RefSeq lists its product as uncharacterized. Bases 236 to 910 code for a protein of 224 amino acids. The transcript has 2 exons. The record is from RefSeq and is a predicted model, not a curated record. NCBI's taxonomy places the organism in Eukaryota, Viridiplantae, Streptophyta, Magnoliopsida, Lamiales, Acanthaceae.